UAGGGACACUGAUUGAAAGGGUUUUCCUUAGAGAACUUCUUAAUCUUGGAGCCUAAACGGAAACUGAAACACGCACCCAGCCCAACUUCCGGAGGACCAAGAUCGCGACGAACAACCAGGAAGCGGUCGGCCUGGGAGCUGUCCCCGGUUCUCUGCUCCGCUCUCUAGGGAACUUUCCGGGUCCUUACACUCUGUUUUUCUUGCCCCGCGUGACCUCAGCUCCGUUCUAGGCUCCGACCCGGGCCGGCCACUCCGGAACCCGCCAUGUCGUCCGACUUUGAAGGCUACGAGCAGGACUUCGCGGUGCUCACAGCAGAGAUCACCAACAAGAUUGCAAGGGUCCCCCGACUCCCACCUGAUGAGAAGAAGCAGAUGGUUGCAAAUGUGGAGAAACAGCUCGAAGAAGCGAAAGAACUGCUGGAACAGAUGGAUUUGGAAGUCCGAGAGAUACCUCCCCAAAGUCGAGGAAUGUACAGCAACAGGAUGAGAAGCUACAAGCAAGAAAUGGGAAAACUCGAGACAGAUUUCAAAAGGUCACGGAUCGCCUACAGUGACGAAGUACGGAAUGAGCUCCUAGGGGAUGAUGGGAAUUCCUCAGAGAACCAGUUGAUAAAAUUACGUGAAGAGAGGGCACAUCUGCUCGAUAACACAGAGAGGCUGGAAAGGUCAUCUCGGAGACUAGAGGCUGGAUACCAAAUAGCAGUGGAAACCGAACAAAUUGGCCAGGAGAUGUUGGAAAACCUCAGUCACGACAGAGAAAAGAUACAGAGAGCACGUGAAAGGCUUCGGGAAACAGAUGCUAACUUGGGGAAAAGCUCCAGGGUUCUGACAGGGAUGUUGCGAAGAAUCAUCCAGAACCGGAUCCUGAUCGUCAUCCUGGGCAUCGUCCUGGUUAUCACCAUCCUGACGGCGAUCACUUUUUCUGUCAGAGGACACUGAUGUAUCUGCUCUUCCUUGAUAAACAGCGACCACGGCUCGUUCUGAGUAAUUAAGACAAAAUGGGCACAUGAAUCAUUUUCUUGCGCUGACAGGCUCUGAAUGACCCUCCCCCUCUCUCUCGCCACUGUUCAGCUGAAGUGCAGACUGUAAAAAUAUUUUGUAUUCCUGUUUGCAUGUGGGUUGGUUUCCUUUUCUAGGUUUGUCUUCACCCAGAUUUGUUCUUUAUAGGGGAAGGCGAGUGUUUAUUUGCCUUUUGGUAAUUUCAUCUGACCAGAGUAGCCUGGGUGACCUUCUUGCUUGCCUUGUGGGCGUGGCAGGGGUCACGGUUGGGGAGAGGGCACGGAUGAGUCAGUCACAGUGGCUUCUGAUGGGCUGUGCUGUUUGUCACACACCUCGUGUCACCGAUCAGCCCUUCUGUGAUGUCUGAGGAUAAAAAAUGCAGAGACCAGCAGGGCCAGAGCCACUGACAGGCCCUGCAAACCAGUCCUGUUCCUCCCCAGAUGUAGUGACUAUAGUCCACCUGCCCAAGCGUUUUCAUUGUAAAGGUGGGUAUUUAAAAGCAAUUGUGCGGGAAAUUGACUUAGCCCUUUCUCCAUUUUUCUAUGUGUGUUUUUUUUUCUUUUUUUAAACCCAAGAAUAUUUUUUGCUGAGUCUGCCCAAUAUCCACUUUUCACAACUUUGAUUACUGGCUGCAGGAAAGAUUUCCUUGCCUUCCAAAAAUCCCAUCCUCCCCAGAAUCUGGUGGCAGAGAGUGCCCCAGCUCGGUGCUUCCUGGUAGCCUCCUCUCCCCUGACCUGUGUAGCCGUCUCGGUAUCCUUUCCAUCUUAAUGUUUGUACUGUCGAAAGGAGCCGUCAUACAUGCAGAGGGUCUGUCAAGGUUCUCGCCACAUCCGUUCCAGUAUGUAAAGAGAACAUGAAUAUCUCAGGAAGAGCAGGAACCUGAUUCCAUUGGUGCGAAAUUUCAGAUGUGAUUAUCAGUAUGGUAUAGUCCUAUAGGCUGAUCCACUGGAAAUAAACUUGAUGGGAAAACAUCCGCUAACCUCCUUUCAAAGAAUCAGGGGUCGCAGUGCGUUACAAUAGGACGGCUUGAGUUUUCACUAACAGAUGCGAGCACAGCCUUCCUGAAUCCACAAGGUACUCAAACCUCUAACGUGCUUUGUGAUUUUCUCUGGUUUCUUCCUGUCCAAGGGAACCAGGAAUUGCGUUCAAAAUUAGUUCAUUUAUGAUCAGGUUGGUUCCAAGUUGCCUGAACUGAGGUCAUUCUCCCCCUAGUCAUAACGCGAAAUGUGUUUUUCUUAAGACUUCAUAGGCACUUCCAGGGUCCUUUCUAUCUUUUGGAUAUAAUUGGGGGCUUUGAAUCCUUGAAAAGCAAACCUGUUCCCUUCAUAAAAAAUGCUAAUUACCUGUGCCCAUGGGCUGAGAUCACCUGGAUGCAGCACUUGAUUUUUUUUUCUUCCCCCAACUCAGAAGAGAACCAUUAUGGUUUAGAGAGGAAACACACAAUGGCAAAAUCCACCUGAGAAAUUGCAGUUAUUGAAACAGGCUAGGGCCUGCAUGUGUUCAGAUAAAUCAUUUAGUAUUGUGUAAAUAAAGCCGCAGCCUUUACUUCUCGAGGAUGGUGUGGGAUUUUGGCAGAGCGCAGUAGCCCAGCAAAAGAGUGGGAAGCCUGUACUAAUUUUCCUAUCAGCCUUAGGGCUCUAUCCUGGCAAGAAAAUCUUUUAUUCUGAUAACGGAAUGAGUAUGUGUGAAACACAUCAAAGAAAUGAUGAAAAAGCAAGGCAACAAGUCAUCUCCUUCUCAUUUGGAAACUCUAAUGGUGGGGAAGUAUUCUACCAACCUUUCUGGUGGCUUCCCUCAAAACAGUUGGUCUUAGCUGAAGUGUAUAAUCGGUUGCCCAGGCACACCUCACGCCUCUAGACUUCCUGAGGCCACCUAGCAAGCCAGGUUGAUCUGAUCAUCUAAACUUGCUGGCUUCUAAAUAUUUCACCUGAUGUUCAUGUUGAAAGUAGAGGUAGUGCAGAAAGAGGGCGUGGCUCACCCCACAGUGGCAGCUUCUUUGGGGUCGAUCUCUUUAUCAGCCCUUGCCUGAGACUUUGCCCCAGUUCAACCUCAAGAGUGGGAAGAAGGUGAACAGAUAACCCUUGGCCUAACAGCCCCAUCACAUCCACCUCGAGAACAACCUCCUAGACCAAGAUAGUGAGCACUUUGUAGGAAGCUGGUCCGAAGGCCCCUGUAUCCCCGGCUGGCCCUCUCAGAUGCUGCAGACAGACUCAAAGGAGCCCCCUUUGAGGGGGAGGAACACUGUUCACCCCUCUUCCCUGGGGAAGGGGGAAAGCCCACCGAUUCAAAGCCAUUCAUAGAACUGUGAAAGGUCCUAGGAACUUAGUACGUAGAACUUGAUUGAUGAAUAUAUCUAAAGUCAGAAGCCUUUGUUAAAAAAUUGUGUUCAGCGGAAGGGUUGGGGGGUUGCUGGGGAGGAGGAAGAGGAAGGAGGAAGCCCUUGCCAUAUAAAAUUCAUGCAGACUAAACAGUUUCCCUGACAGAAUAAAUAAAGCGGAUGCUGCCUUGCUCCAGAAUCAAAAGCAAUUUAAUUAAAGUCUCUUAAGUUGUAAAGAGUUUUAAAUGUUCCAUGUUGAAGACGAAUGCCGGCAAAUGCAGCGGGCCUGACGUCAGCUGCCAGGCCUGGACUGGGAGGCCAUUUGCUAUUCUGUUUAAGGCAGGCUGGAUUGUCUUAUUUUGGAACCAGCUUGGUGGGGGGUUUGCUUUGCUACUGCUUCUGAGCCCUGAGCUUCAAAGGCUGAAAUUAAUGGUGAACAAAAUUGUGCGGCUCUGGCCGUCCCAUGCGGGGCAAGCCCAUUGAGGGUUAUCAUUAAGUAAAGAAAUAAAGAGGGGGAAAAAAGCCUGCCUGUUCCAAAAACCUCAUCAGAUAAUGACCUCAGUGAUUGGAUUUUCAUUACCAAACAGCAUCCAGAGAUUAUCUACUCCAUAGAAGAAGGGAGGGGGGGAGGGGGAAAAAAAAGAAAGAAAGGAAAGCAACUAUCUUUCUCUUCCUCUCUCUCUCCCCCCUUUUCUUUUUUUUUGCACAUCUUUUCUUUAAAACUGUCAGAUCAUUUCAGUAUUUCAAAUCCGAGGAAAACAGCCUGCCUGCUGCUGUAUUUGAAGUUGUAAUGGUGUCAAAAAGUCACGACUGACUGACAGCCGUCAGUCCCAGAGGGGCUCAUUAAAUCAUAAAAACUUGACAAGGAAAUAAUUGCGCAUCGCCAGCAACUUGGCGCCUGUUUAGACGUUUUUAUUUUCUUUCAUUAUUAGUCUCCACCAUUACGUUCAUUAACAAAUUGCAUUAAACAACUGUUAAGGGCUAAUGAUUUGUUUAUCGCUUUUUUUUAUUAUUAUUAUUUAAACAUUAGCCGUGUCAUGUGGUACCCCAGCAGCCUCUUGCCAUCAUCCAACUGAAUAUUUUUCCACUCCGAGCUCCGGGUACUGUUGGAAUAUGAAAUAGAUUAUUCAUUACUCUCCUCUUUGCCACUGAUUUGGUUUCAUGUAGCGUCUUCCACAGAGAAAGAUGAAAACUUGUCAAAAAUAGGUUAUAUCUUAUUCGAAGGGGCAACAAUAGCAGCAGGUACAGGCACACUUUAAUAUUUAAUUAAGGUGGAUGUUAACCCCUUUAAAUGACUUUAGCUGUAAGUUCUAUUCAAAUGCAGAAGAGAAAAAUAAUUGUUCUUAAUUUGCAACCUGUUUGGCAGGCACUCUUCAUGGAGUUAGCUGGAAAUUUAGAGCAGCAUUUUUAAAUAAUGAAAUUUCCCAUCAUAAAUAUGUAUAGCCAUUUGUCUACGUAGAUGAGAAUUAACUACCAGCCAUGAUUUCCUCAUCUCUUUGGUCUGAACUGCUAGCCUAGUGGGGCACCCAGUGCUCAGGAGUGGAGAUGACUUUCCUGGGAGAACGGUGUAUCCAGAGCCAAGGACCGUUGCUUGGUUGUGGCUGGGGCUGGUUUCCAAGGAACCUGUGAGUCCCCUGUCUCUGGCCCACUUGCCUCCUGCCUCUACCUGAGUGUGUGGUUGGAGGACUGUGGUCUGGAGUGAAAGUGAGUAGAGACCUCUCAAAGGAACACUUGUGCGUUCAGCCGGCUGGUGCUGGGAGGGUGUGAUGGGGCGUGUCUGGGCCAUCUCUCUGUGGUCAAUGAGCUCACUGCAAACAGUGCUUCCCUCUUAGACAACAGAAGCAGUGCUUUCCUGGGACUGACCUUUCGCCUCUUUUUCCUUUCUGUGACUUGGCGUUGGUGACAUGUUCGGCUUUUCCACAGGUUAUGAGAUCGAGGGAAAAUGUUCCAAUAUCAUUAUCAUUUUCCUAAGUCAGAAGUCAGAGGCAUCUUCCAGGUUGUAACUGCUGGCUGCGUCUGGUCACCCCAUUUGAUUCCAUGAGUUCACACAACCAUGCUGCCACUCUCAGAGGCCUGGUUCAUUGGCAGAGCAGGGAUGUUCUGGUCCAUGUCAGGGAAUGGGGGGAACUUUUCUCCCAGGCUCUUUCUACUCCCACCUACCCAGCCCCUGAGAGCCCAGACCCCUUGGGCGACCUCUCCAUGGAUGUGAAGAGGAGAGAUGGUACAUGUUCCUUGCCCAGCACCUCUCAACAUCACCGAAGCAAGGAGAGAUGGCCCUCCAGGAGCCAUGGCACAGGAGGGUCCAGCAGGUGUGAGCCAGGUGAGGCCUGGCCUCAAGCCUCAUGAUUCACCGUGGGCUUAGAAACAGCAGACAGCCCAGGGUUUGGGGGAUUUUAAGCCUCCAUUUCAGUCCACUCUAAAUUAGUCACACGUCAACUUACCAUCUUUGUUUGGAAUGGACUCCAUGUACCACAGCAAAAGGCUUGCUCAGAGUUGUUUUUCCAGAAAGAAGGAAGGAAGGCUCUGUGGUGAGCCAUCCCCAGUCCGCCUCCCCAAGACACUGGUCAAGGUUACUGCCUGAGAGGAGACGCUGGCCCAGACACUUGGCCUCACCCUAUGCUCUGCCUCACAAAUCUGAAACAAAAACUCAGGAAGCUGUCUUGUUUAUAUGGCUUGUCUCUGCCUGCAGCACAUCAGACUUAAACCAAUGGUACCUGCAACAGGCUGCCCACAUUAUGUGAAUAGUCAGGUGGCUCUUAGACACCCCUUUUUAAAAUGGGGCAGGUGAAUGUUUACACAGAAGAAAGUUCUUCAAGCCAUAGGCACUGCACCCAAGAAGGGAGUCCUUGAAGGAGAACCAAGAGCAGCCAAGCACAGGCAGGAUAGCCCAGGAGAAUGGUGUGUGUGAUUGGAGCCAAGGCUGGAUACAGGGUCCUGAAAUGGGUGAUGGAGCCAAGGUCAGUGUCCCCUCCUCUUGUGGAGGAGAGAAGACAUACUGAGUGCUGAGAGAGACUGCCCAUGUCCAUUAGGCUUUCAGGUCAGUAACAAGGUAAAUGUCCCUAAGCCAGCUUACCAGAGGCAAUUAGCACAAAACCAGGAUGGCGGAGCAACCAAGAUGGCGGAGCAACCAAGAUGGCGGAGCAACCAAGAUGGCAGGACAGGAAUGGGAGCGUAUGAGGUUGGGAGUGUAUGAGAACAUAAGGAACAGUGUGCAAGUUGAGGAUGAAGACGGUUAGAGGGGCUCAUCCCAGGAAACAGCCAAGGAGGAGGGGCAUUGGCUAGUAGGCCCUACCUCCUGCCACCCUGGGCCUAUCAUCGCCCUCCUUCACAAACAGCCAAACGAGAGGAAAGGCAGGGCGCCUAUCGCCCAGAACCCUGACCCGAAUCUCCCCGCCACCUCUGUUGCCAUUCCUCAUGGGGCUCCCACCAGGCUGUGGAAAAAGCACUUCCUCAGCCUAAAUCACCUGCUACUCAUGCUCCAUAAAUAACGAAGGCAUCACAGAGACAGGGGAAGCGCCAGGAAGCAGAGCCGGGCCUGUGAGUCUGUGAACCCACGCACCCCUCCUCCCCUACAUCCAAACAAGGCCCUUUGGCGUGAAUAAUAGCUCAGCGGCCCCGAAGCCUGUAUUGAUCGGCCGCGCUCGCUGCUCCGCUGAGAGCUGCCUGGACUUUUCCUGGGGGCAGGACGGGCACCGCUGAGUGCAGCCCACCCGCGCCUCCCCCGGCCUCCCCCAGGUGUGCUCAGGAGGGGACAGGACCGGGGGGAGCCAAGGCCCUGCUCCAGCUCAGCGGCGCUUUGUUGCCUCAACUUUUUAGUUUUUAACUUAUAUUGCCAGGGAAAGUACCUGAGUUGGAGAGAAGUGGUUUUGUUUUUGUUUUGUUUUUUUCUGCAUGCCGAGGCCCCACGGAGUUGAGAACGAAUACAACCUCAGGCUUCAACUUCUCUCCAGAAAGUUCUGCUCCUCAGAGGAGCCCUCCGCUGACACGCAGGCCUCCUGUAUGCCCACCACAGGGCUCUGCACGGUGGCAGGCUGUAUUGCAUUCUCCUCUUAAUUUUCCCCAUUUUCCAUCACAAGGGAGGGGAGCUGAGACUGUGACCAGAAUCCAUCGCCUCCUUUGAGGACAGGAGCUGUUGCCAAGUUCAGUAGAGAAGCGUCAGCUGGAGGCUGGUAGAGGUGGGACCGAAGCCUGCCAGCCCCGUUCCCCGAUGCCCCAACCAUACCACCCCAUCCCCUUGUUCGCUUCUCUUCUGGACAAAGGAAGUGGCCAAGGCAAGGCCUGGGCCCUCUAAAGGGUGUACAGUUGUAAGGUCAGCCAGGACCCCUCGUGGUGACAGCUUACGGGCUGGGAGACACCUGAAACCCCACCUUUGAAAACUCUACUCCUUUGGGUUGACUUUGGACCCUAGGACGAUUUAUGAUUUAUGAUCCCGUAGGCAGCGUCCUCAGCCACCAAUCCCCCUGGAGAAAUGUUGGACCUGAGGGAGACAGGGUAUCGGGGAGAAGCGACCCACCACUGGAGGGAGCAGUUUGCAGCCUCUGAGAAAGAGGAGAAGGGACGGGGGUCUGGGUUCCCUGGGACCAGCUCCCUGAAGGUUUCUCUUGGCAUCAGCUGCCCUUCUGGUAACAGAUGCAUUACUGGGGGCACAGCCUUGCCCCUAAAGUCCACACACACCUGGCCAGGGCCCACAGCUGCACGGACAGACACAGGGGUUCUGAGAACACAUGGGCUUUGCCGGGCAGAGGGAACUGGUCGAGGUCCCCCAAGAACCUCCCACAGCACUGCUGUGGUGGGGAAGGAGGACAGAACAGGGAAGCAGGUGGUACCAUCAGCAUGGCUGACCUUGGGGUCCAGCAGACUGCGUUCCUCCAAGAGCUGCUCCAGCCUCCCAGCUGAGUCCUGCUGAGGGUGACAGGAGGCCCAGGCUGUUGUGAUAUACAAUUUGAAAUUUGGGGGAAGCACCCAAACGGCUCACAUACACCUUGAGAAGACCCUCCCCACACUGCCCCUCCCUGGGGUCUUGACACAGAAGGGCAUGGUGAUCCUCAAGAGCCUCUCUCUGCCUCGUUUCCAUCUCUUCAUCCAUGCCCAUCCCUCCCAAGAAGUCAUGGAGAGAACAAGAGUGGAUGGCUUCAGUGAGCUCCUUAUUGUCCCCAGUGAGACUUCUAAAUAGUCUCUCCAUAUGAAACAUGAGGGGUAUAAUCAGAUUUGUUUAUCUAGUCAAUAAAUAUUCAUUGAGCAUCUACUAUGUUCCAAGCCCCAAAGAUACAAGGUCAAGAAGAUGGAUAAGAAAACAGGUAAAAUAGUUCCCCAGCCCUGGGGCUGGAGGUCAGAAAGCUGUUUUCAGGCCCAGUGAACUGACUUGCUCUCUGAUCCCAGACAAGUGACUCUCAGGGUUGGACAUCACCUGGCGAUGCCUUCACCUCUGCCACCUCCCACUGCUGACCCUGAGAUAAGGCGCACAUCCAUGAAUCACUUGGCAAAGUCCUUUCUAGACAGCAGCACUGUGUAUCCGUCCCUCCUUGCAAUUUCCCCGCCUACAUUUGCACAGUUGCCCUAUCUGAACAGGACUAAGACUGACACUUUCCUGCCAGUGGCCAGGUCCGCAUGAGCACUGGCCCCUUGUACAUCAAGAGCUGCCCAGGAGAGGCCAGGAACAGGAAUAGGGACCAUUUUGACUAAGAUUGACUUGGAGGAUUUUUUUUUCCUGCUUAUUAAAUGACAAAGGUUUGACUUAGCAGGCAAUCGGAAACCCAAAAUAUCAUAAAAGGAAAAAAGUUGCCGAGCGGCUAAGAGGUGCUCCACGGGAGUGGGGUCGGGCUGAACAGAUGGAGCAGGAGACUUUUUUUCAAAGGCUUCUUUCCCCUUCUUCUCCCCUCUGUCCCCCACAUGGAAAGGGGGAAAUAGAAGCAGAAUCCAGAUUUGGGCACGGGGGUGAGCUGUUCACCCUCCCUCGCAAGCACCCCCAGACUCUGGAGACACUUUGAUGUCUGGGCGCAUGGCACUCGGGGCUGGGAGACGCCUGGGCAUUCCAGCCUCUGGACCGGCCUCCCUGAGCUCCUUUGUGAGGACAGAUGAAACACAUGGAGUCCAAGAGCAGGGUAUUGAAAUGAGCAAAUGUGGAUCAGCGUCCCUUGAACUCUGGGCUGGCCACCUUGAAACAGCUUGGGCGGCAAAAGCCAAGCAGAUGAAUGAGCUUGUAUUCACAGAGCCCUCGAGCUGUCUGAGCUGUCGGGACCAUUUAGCCCUACCUGCUUGUUUUCAGAUGGGGAAAUGGAGCUCAGAGAGGGAGUGAGACUUCUUCAAGAUCACCCAGCAAGUCCGUGGUAUGGCUGGGGUGGAGGCCAAGUCUUCGGCCUCCAGCCAGGCUUCUCUCUUCUGCACAAGGAACUUCAACUUCAAUGAGCACCACGUUCUAGAGGCCACAGCCCGGCCACGGGGACACUGGCCUCCUUGAUAGCGUUGACCUUUGCACCACAGGAACCGACAUUCCUCAGCUAAACUUUUAAAACCAUCGUGCACAGAAAAACUCGAUUCCAUCCAUGUUGGCUAUGGUCACUCUUUUCUCCUGAAUGUCAUAUCUUCUGAGGAAUCGGCAGGGGACACCCUGGUUCUCUUUCCUGGACAGGGAAGCCUGGCGUGCUACAGCCCAUGGGCUCACAAAGAAUCAGGCAUGACUUAGUGACUGAACAACAACGAACACCGCUGGUUCACUCCUCAACUGAGCCACAAACAUCACCUGGGGAAAGCGCUGAGAUUCCUGCAAUCUCUCCUCCCCCUUCCACCAUCACUAGCCACCCCGCUCCACACAAGAAUUUUGUGAGAAACAAUGAUUAGAGCCCCACCCUGAUGCUGAGCCCGCAGGAGAGGUCCGGAUGCUGAGAGGAUGCUGCUAGAUCUGGGGGAGCCCUAGAGAGGCUCCUGCUCCUGCAGAGCUGCUGCAGUGCAUUCACACCCAGGAACAGCCUGGCAGCGCGACCACCCAGGGCUCCCGUGUCCUCCCCAAGUCUGGCAUCUUCCAUGUGGGCUGGGCUGCUGGUGUCCCGAGCACUGGGCCCUGCUGUGCCUUUUGCAAGUCAUACCCUGUUCCUGGCUUUGGCUCCUCACCCAGCAAAUGGGAAAGCCGGGCUGGAAGGUCCCAGGAAAGCCGGUCUCUGCCGACUCCGGUCAUCUAUGGCAAUGAAAAGGGAAUGCUCCUGACAAAGCAAGGGUAAAGGGCCCAGGGUUAAGAUGGCAGCCUUGGUAUGUAGAACCUUCUAGAAGGCCAGGAGAUGUGGCCUACUGAGCUUCUGAGAGGUCUUGAAUACAGGGUUGGUGUCAUGGGAUCUGCACUCAGAGGGUCCCCAGGCUUAGGGUUUCAAGCUCUGUAUCACUGUCUUGAGAGUCUUAAAGAGUUUUAUCUUGGUAAAAGCUGUGGUUUGUAAAUGAAGUCUGAUGGGACAAUGGACCAGGAAGUGGGGGGUUUGUGCCUUGGCUCAUGUGGUCUUGCGUCCCACUGCCUGCCUGUUCCUGGGGUCUGGUUCUCAACUGCUCCGCCUUCUGUCCCCUGCAGCCCUAGCUACACUCAGCCAUCCCCUCCCCACCUCCACUCAGCAACCACUGCCCGCCUGCCCCCAACCUGGGGCCAGGCAUGGAGGGGGUGGGGUCAGCAUGCCCAGCCCACGGUGCCUUGGGAUGGGGCAUGGUGGCUGCAGCCCCUACCCUACUCUGGCAGAAUCGGGGUGCAUUCACGGGGUACUCUGCAGGGACAAGCCUCUGGUCCCCCUGUUCCGGGGAUCUAGUGUAUACAGGGCAUCCUAGGGGUUGCCCGUCUGCUGAAGUUUGGGGCAGGGAGCCUUUGCAAGGAGAGGCCUGACCCCACUUCCUGCCCCAGGCUUGGGGCAGCGCAUGUCCAGCCAGCCACUGGGAAGGAAAGGAACCUGACCUUCAGGCUCCAGGGCAAGUAUGGGUCCCAAGCCACCAGGCAGGACUCAGGCCCGUGAGGGCCUGCACUCACCGGGGAGAAUCCCCAUUGUCUGCUCCGUGCCUGGGGGAGCCCUGUCCUCCUUCCUCCUGCUUCCCUGAAUCUGGUUUGCCUCUUCUGGCCAGUUUGAGGCACCCUCUUAAGAGCCACAAAAUACAGUGUACAAUGGGCAAAUCUACACGUGUUAAAUAUGCCAACAUUUGUGUGUAAAACUGGCGCUGUACAAUAUAAAAGUGAAUGGUACCAUUUGUGCUAGUAAUUUAAAAUUUUGAUUUAAUGUAGAAGAUUAGAAAUUUUUAAACACCAUGAGAAAUCGAAAAAGAGAGAGAGACCAGGGAAGAAAGGAAACAGCAUUUUUUUCUUGCUUUUUGAACCAGAGCCUCCACAUUUUUGCCUUGCUCUGGAUCUCACCAAUCACAGAGCCAGUCCCGCCUGGAUGAGUCACUUUCCCUCUCAGGCACCCCAUUUUCCUAUCAGGAAACCAGACCAUUAGCAGCAUGUUUCCCCGCCCUUGCUCAUGGGCACAUUAUGAAUGUGCACUUGGAUCAAGUCCCUGGAAGAGAUUUAGAAACCUGUAUGUGGUGUCAAUCCCCAGCCUGGGAGCCACAGCCAGCCCUUCAUUCUAGAACAGGAGUUCAGCCCCACUCAUGUGGGUUUCCCCACCAUUGAUAAGUCAGGCUCCCCCCAGGUGUUGUGUCCUAGACCUGAAGGCCCAGUCUGACCACCCACCACCUCCCAUACAUGCAUGGUGGAGGUGUAAGUGCCCAGAGAGCUUGAACCUGGAAUCCAAGCAAGUUGUGAAGUGGAAAGACGGCAGUCGGCCCCCCAGCUGAGCCUAAAGUGUGCAAAGACCACUAUUGAUCUCUGCACUCAUCCAUUCUGUUUGCUGGCAAGAGCCAGGAUUUCAGAGCCUAGUAUGAGGCUCAGCAUCAGCACCAGGGAGGCUGGGUACCAACCAGGUUUGGCUUUCAGGAUCAUCUUCUUAAGAAUGCUAACAAUCUUGAUUACAGUUACACUGCCGGGGUUGGGGCGGGGGUGGGAAGAGAUCUCCAUUUCAGAAUUGUUUCCAAGCCUACCAUCAUGGGGUAUGGGGGGGGGGGGCGGGUUCAAGUCCAGAGUUCAAUCUGCCUUGCCUGUGGACAAGCAGAGUCCAAUCGACCUUGAGGACUCACUAUCCAAGGGUCGAAUGGGCCCAAAGCAGCAGCCUGGCACAUCCUACAAAAGUCCUGUCCCUUUAAAAUAAUGUGUAGGGAGUGAAGGAAUGAAUCCGUUUAGAUCCACUUGCCUCAGUGGAGUUCAAAGGCUAAAUUGCAUACUCAACAACAUCAUUUUAGGAGAAAGCAAAAAUUAGAUGACCCCUCCUUUGACUUCUUUUACAGCUUUACUUCUAUAGGGGAAUGUCUCUCUAUCAUUUUAAAGUUUUGGAUUUUUGUCUUGUUUUACUCAUUUUCACAUUUUGAGUGAUGUGUUCUGGCAUCAGCUCAACUUCCUCCAGAUAAUUCAUUAGGCCUGUGAGCUGCUCGAGAGUGGGAUUAGAACCCGUGUAGUACAUGGUCGCUUUACACUGAGAUCUGCUAAUUAAUCACUCUUCUCUGUGUAGCUGAGCAAUAGCUCUCCUUCCCUAAGGAACUGCAAUUUCAUGGUUCCUAAUGAUGCUGCGAUUACAUUAUCUGGAUCACUUAGACGGUGGGUGUCAGGAGCGAUGCUCGAAGCCCGUCUCGAGGCUGGGGAGAAAUCACUCCUAAAACCAAGAGAUGAAGAAAAGGAGUUCAAAUGUCUGUUGCUAAUUUUUAUUAAUGUGUCGCUGUUUCUUACAUCUCAUGCAGACAUUAGUUUCAAGUUCCAGUUCCACCGAACCUCACGUUGUUUCUAAUAUUCACAGGGUUAUUUUUUUUAAUCUAUUUAUUUGCUGUAUACCACAAAAUAAUUUAUUUCUAGCAUUUAUUUUCAUUAGAUUUCUUGGAAAUGUGCUUCUGCAUAUCGUUAGUACAAGUAAUACAUUUUGAUUGUUGUUUCCUGAACUAACUUGUACUAUCUGAUGAGUUAAAUAAAACGGUUAAUUCCAAAGUC
Capra hircus (goat) is the source of this 13349-nucleotide messenger RNA. It is a transcript of the gene VTI1A, whose product is annotated as vesicle transport through interaction with t-SNAREs 1A. Gene Ontology annotation, cellular component: late endosome membrane; Golgi apparatus; endoplasmic reticulum membrane. Gene Ontology annotation, biological process: macroautophagy; vesicle fusion with Golgi apparatus; intracellular protein transport. The record is from RefSeq and is a predicted model, not a curated record. NCBI's taxonomy places the organism in Eukaryota, Metazoa, Chordata, Mammalia, Artiodactyla, Bovidae. The transcript has 9 exons. Gene Ontology annotation, molecular function: SNAP receptor activity; SNARE binding. The coding region runs from base 265 to 939 and encodes 224 amino acids.